AUGGGGAUUGUUGCCGCUACCGUCUUGUCUUCGAGGCACCGCUGUAUAAGGGCACGGCGGUUAUGGAAUUGGUCCGCGCUUACGCCAACAGUGGGUUCAGCUGUGGCGACGAAUCACAACCCAAUGAAUAAUUCAAACCUUUCGACUAACAGUGCUGAGUUGAGGCAAAUGUUGGACAUUAUUCAACUACCAAAAGCAGAGAUAAUGUACUUCGACGGGGACCCUCUGAGGUACCACCUCUUCAUAAGAUCCUUCGACAAUGCUGUUGGAAGGGCCCAUGUAGAGGACAACGCUAAGUUGAAUAGACUAUUACAAUAUUGUAAAGGUAAAGCCCUUACUGUUAUUGAGUGCUGUGCCAUGAUGGACCCGUCCAGAGGUUAUGUGAAGGCCAGGUCCCUGCUACAAGAGAGAUUUGGAAGCAACUAUGUCAUUGCUGAAGCCUGGAUUUCGAAGGUGACUGAGGGGCCAGUCAUAAAACCCUCAGAUCAUAGGGGCCUGCAGGACUAUGCUGAUGAGCUUCAGAGCUGCCAACAAACCCUUGAGGCAAUGGGGAGAAUUGCCGAGGUCGACACUCAGCGCUCGAUGGUACGACUGGUGGACAGAUUGCCCUUCUGGUUACAGCAAAGAUGGAGGAAGAGGGCUGUUGAUACUUUGGAGGCGACGGGAGCCUACCCCAGGAUAACAGACUUAAUAAUGUUCACAGCCAAGGCGGCUAGAGAAGCCAACGAUCCGAUGUUCGGGAUAAAGGCAUCUGGUGCCAAAACAGGUGCUGGUGGCAACUCUGGCAGUGGACACAGUCAGGGUGAUAGAAACGACCGAAACAGAAAUCGAGGAAAGGGAACCAGUUUCAACACGGCGAUGUCCCAGAGUGUUAGUGAUGUCCAGGCGACGAGGCAAACUAAGAGUUCAACUAGCAGUGGUGGCGCACCUGGUGGUGCACUCUGUCCAAUGUGUGCUGGCAGUCAUAGCCUAUUUGGCUGCCAGAAGUUCAAGGAUGCCAAGCCCGAGGAUCGGCUCAAGUUCACACGAGGCAAGCGGCUUUGUGAUAACUGCUUGAAAGGGGGACAUUUUGCUGGUGACUGUAGAGUAGAACGCCGAUGUACAGUGUGCAACAAGAAGCACACUAAAUUCCUACACAUUGAUCAUAAACCAUCUGCAUCAACUACGAGAGUGAAUACGCAAGUGGAUACGGCCAUAAGAGGAGCCGAGAAUGCCGAGACGACAAACACAGGGAGCAAUGCUUGCAUUGGGAAGCCAGCCAUAGGGGCCGGGACCGCCAAAAUAGCCCUGCCGAUUGUCCCGGUGACUAUACGAGCCGCUGCUGCCGAUAGAUCGAUAAAAACUCACGCGUUGUUGGAUUCCGGCUCAACCAACACCUUUUGUACAGAAGGCCUGUUAAGAGAACUUGGAGUUAAGGGACAGGAAACGGCCAUGUCACUCACCACCCUCAUCGGUGAGAGUAAGGGGACCACGAUGAUGGUAGUUGCCCUUGAUGUUUCCAGUGCCGAUGAAGACAAUCAGAUACACAUACCAUUGUGUUACGCUUUAGGUACCAGGCUUCCCGUCCUGCAGGGUAGUAGACCCUUGACCGCUAAGGAAUUAAAUGCAUGGCCGCACCUCCGAGGAAUCGACCUACCUUGUGCCGAUGCAUCCGAUGUUAAAUUGCUGAUUGGUCAGGACAUGCCAGAAGCCCUGGCGCCCCUGGAUGUACGAGUGGGGAACAAGGGUGAACCCUAUGCCACCUGCACACGACUAGGAUGGGCCCUUAAUGGACCUAUGGGUAUGCAUGGCCAUGAGAGAGCAGUAUGCAACUUCAUAUGCCGGGAUUCGACCAGCGAUGCCAGGUUAGAAAGCCAACUGAAGAAGUUUUGGGAAGUGGAAAAUGAGGCGAUGCUGGACGAUCAGCCAGCAAUGUCCGUAGAUGAUCAGCAAGCCAUAAAGAUCUGGGCCGACAGUAUUUGUAAAGAAGAUGACCACUUCCAGUUAGCGAUUCCAUUCAAACGUGAAACCCCAGGACUGGCAGACAACUAUGUUAUGGCUGAACGUCGGCUUUGUAUGCUGGGGAAACGCCUGCAGUCGAACCCAGAGCUAUACAAGAAGUACAGCAGGGGCAUACGGGAUCUGAUAGACAAGGGGUAUGCGGAAAUGGUUCCUUCAGAAGAUGCACAGGGGCCGGAGGGAAGGACCUGGUAUUUACCGCACCACCCUGUCUUCAAUGAGAAGAAGCCAGAUAAGUGCCGCAUAGUGUUCGAUUGUGCGGCCAAGUUUCAUGGAUCCUCCUUAAACGAUAUGGUACUACAAGGGCCAGAUUACAACAACAGCCUGAUAGGAGUCCCAUUACGAUUUCGCCAAGAACGCGUCGCGGUUAAAAGUGACAUUGAAGCUAUGUUUCACCAGGUGCGCGUUAGACCAGCUGACCGAGAUGUUUUGAGGUUCCUGUGGUGGCAGGACGGUAAUCCAGCAAAUCCUCCGGUGAUAUGUAGGAUGGUAUCGCAUGUGUUUGGUGGGAUUUGGUCGCCGAGUUGCUGCGGUUAUGCGCUUAGGCAAGCCUCUGAAGAUGCCUUAGCUGCAGGUACAUUCAAUCCAGAGACAAUCAAUCGGAUCAGAAGAUCUUUCUAUGUAGACGACAACCUCUGCUCUCUGAAAGCUGUGUCUGAGGCUAUCAGAGUAGUCGAGGAGAUGAGAACCAUUAUGCGUGACUCCGGUUUCAACCUCACCAAGGUGCUCAGCAACUUCCGAGAAGUCUUAGAGACAGUACCCGUGGAGGCGAGGGCUGCAGGAGUGAAUGAAGUGGAGAUCGGGAGUGAUCUACCCAAUGAUAGAGCUCUAGGAGUGCAAUGGUGCGUCCAAGAAGAUACGUUUGGUUUCAAGAUCUGCAUCAAGAAGAAACCUGAGACAAGAAGAGGAAUAUUGAGUCUAACCAGUUCAGUUUUCGACCCGCUAGGAUUAGCAUCUCCCUGCAUACUGACAGCUAAACUCAUUCUGCAAGAGUUAUGCAGGAUUGGGCUAGGCUGGGAUGACACUGUACCGGAAGUGAUACGAGAACGCUGGCAUAAAUGGGUUGAGGAGUUGCCUAGGCUGGAACUCUUAGCCGUGGACAGAUGUUUUACUCCGCCAGGUUUUGGUACUAGGUCGAGAUUGGAGCUACACCACUUCAGUGAUGGCUCGCUGGUUGGCCACGGAGCAGUCUCAUAUCUGAGGAUGGUCAAUGGAGAUAGCGAUAUCCAUUGUACGUUUGUCAAGGCGAAGGCAAAGCUGAAUCCCAUGAAGGCUAUGACAAUACCAAGGGUUGAACUCACGGCAGCCGUGGUGGCUGUCAAGUUGGAUAAGAUCGCUGCUCCGGCUCCAUGUGCUGUGAUUUCCAUAUACAUAGCAUCCUUAUGCGGUUUGUGCUAA
This is a messenger RNA of Lineus longissimus, 3396 nucleotides long. RefSeq lists its product as uncharacterized. The record is from RefSeq and is a predicted model, not a curated record. Bases 1 to 3396 code for a protein of 1131 amino acids. NCBI's taxonomy places the organism in Eukaryota, Metazoa, Nemertea, Pilidiophora, Heteronemertea, Lineidae. The transcript has a single exon.